This is a messenger RNA of Chelmon rostratus (copperband butterflyfish), 2883 nucleotides long. Its product is annotated as mucin-2-like. Lineage: Eukaryota; Metazoa; Chordata; Actinopteri; Chaetodontiformes; Chaetodontidae. Gene Ontology annotation, cellular component: extracellular matrix. Gene Ontology annotation, molecular function: protein binding. Bases 1 to 2883 code for a protein of 960 amino acids. The record is from RefSeq and is a predicted model, not a curated record. The transcript has 21 exons.
AUGCGGCUGAUUGCAUUGCUCCGUGAAGCUGGAGCGCUGUUGUCUGUGAGAGAAUAUGCUGAGAGCUACAAGGCAAACCAGCUGACAGAGACCUGCGAGGAGCCUGAGUUCAAACCAGUCCUGAACUGUGGUAAUGAGAAAGUCUGUGACCAGAUCUUCUCCAGUGCUCCAUUCAGCAGUUGCCAACAGCUUCUGGAUGUAAAUUCCUUCAGGGAGGCCUGUCGGUAUGAUAUGUGCAACUCUAAAAACAACAGUGACUCCGUCCUCUGCCAAACCAUCUCAGCGUACGCCAGACAGUGUGUCCACGCAGAUAGCAAGGCCCAACAGUGGAGGAAUGAAACCUUUUGCUACAAGAAAUGUCCGUACAACAUGGACUUCUCAGAGUGUAGCAGUGCUUGUCCUAACAGCUGCUCCAACCUUCAGGCCAGCCAGACAUGUGACAGCCACUGUAACGAUGGCUGCAGCUGCCCUGACGGACUGGUCUUUGAUGAUAUUAGUGAAACUGGCUGCAUUAAAAUGGAUCAGUGUCCAUGUCUGCACAACAAGAGAGUCUACAAGUCAGGAGAGUCCUUCUCUUUCAACUGUGAAUCCUGUGUGUGUGAGAGUGGCCAGUGGAGGUGUACAGAGUGGGACUGUCCAGGAACCUGCUCUUUGGAGGGAGGAGCUCACGUCAGCACCUUCGAUGGAAAAGCUUACACCUUCCAUGGGGACUGCUCCUACGUUCUGAUAAAGGACAGUAAUAGCUCCUCAUACUAUGUGCUGGUGGACCUGGUCAGCUGUGGUAACAUUGACACCAAGACCUGCCUCAAAAGUGUAACCCUGUCCUUAAACGGCGAAUCUGUGGUUGUUCAAAUUAAGGACUCUGGGGAGGUCCGUGUGCAUAAAACUAAACGUAAUCUUCCACUCUUCACACCGGACCUGAGUAUCUUCAAGCCAUCAUCCUUCUAUAUCCUCAUAACCACCAAAGUGGGCAUAACACUGACGGUCCAGCUGUCGCCUGUGAUGCAGGUCUUCAUCUCAGCUAACACUACACUCAAAGGAACCACCUCUGGUUUGUGUGGGAACUUCAACGACAUAAUGAGUGAUGACUUCAAGGUGAUUAGUGGGCUGGUGGAGGGAACCACUGCAGCUUUCACCAACUCAUGGAAAGCCAGAACCAACUGCCCUGACUUUAAGACAGACUAUAGAGACCCCUGUAACCAGGAUAGCAACAAGGGAGAACAUGCCCGGUACUGGUGCUCCAAGCUCUCCGAUCACAAUGGAGUGUUCGCUCCUUGCCACUCUGCCGUUAACCCCGACAAAUACGAAGAUAACUGCUUGUAUGACAGCUGUAGCUGUGACAAAGGUGAGGACUGCAUGUGUGCUGCGGUCUCCUCAUAUGUCUACGCCUGUUCGGCAGCUGGAAUCCACCUCAGUGGCUGGAGGAAUAAUAUGUGCAGCAGCUUCAGUGAAUGUCCAUCGAGCAUGGUGUAUGGCUACAACAUGACCUGCUGCGGUCGUACCUGCCGCUCCCUCAGCCAAGCCGACAUCUCUUGCGAGACCACGUUCCCCAUGGUGGACGGCUGCGGCUGUCCCGAAGGAACCUACAUGAAUGAGGCGCAGCAUUGUGUGCCCAGUGCGAGCUGUCCCUGCUAUUUUAAAGACACUGUUUAUUCUGCUGGAAGGCAUUUAAGGGAAGACGGCACCACAUGCUUGUGCAAAGAAGGGAAAUUCACAUGCACCCCGAAUGAUUGUGAUGCAGUUUGUGGCCUCUAUGGCGAUGGUCACUACAACACAUUUGAUGAUAAGAGGUUUGACUUCAAUGGACAGUGUGAAUACACACUCCUACAGGACUACUGUAGCACUGAUCUGAGAAAUGGCAGCUUCAGAAUUGUCACUGAGAAUGUUCCAUGUGGAACCGAGGGAUUCACCUGCUCUAAGACCAUCAAGAUCUUCCUGGGGGAUAAUGAAUUCCAACUUAAAGAUGAGACCUUCAUUGUGAUAAAGGGCAGAAGCCAGUUUCAGGUAUACAAGAUAGGUUUUUACCUGGUGAUGACGAUCAAGCCGGGGAUUUCGCUCAUGUGGGACCGGAAGACCAGUCUUUCCAUUCAAGCCAGCUCGAAGUACCAGGGUCAAUUCUGUGGUCUGUGUGGAAACUACGACGGCAACAGUAAAAAUGACUGGACCGCACGGUCCAAGGAGACAGUGACAGAAGUUCUAGAAUUUGGUAACAGUUGGAAGCUUGCACCCACCUGCUUAAAUACCAAGAAAAACAAGGACCCCUGUGAGUCCAACCUCUACCGAAAGACAUGGUCCGAAAUACAGUGUAAAGUCAUCCUCAGUGACACCUUCAGUAGGUGUCGCUUACAGGUUGAUCCUUCUCCAUACUAUGCUGCUUGUGUGAAAGACACUUGCGCUUGUACCAAUGGAGGGAACUGUGAGUGUCUCUGCACUGUGGUGGCUGCCUAUGCCAAAGCUUGUAAAGAUGCUGGGACCUGCAUUAGAUGGAGAACGCCAAAGCUGUGCCCAAUUUUCUGUGACUACUAUAAUUCCCCUGGUAACUGUGAGUGGCACUACAAGCCUUGUGGAGCUGGCUGCAUGAAGACAUGCAAGAACCCAUCAGCAAACUGUUCCAACAUCGUCACCACCCUGGAAGGCUGCUAUCCACAGUGUCCUCAAGCCCAGCCCUACUUUAAUGAAGACACCAUGAAAUGUGUCGCCUUGGACCAGUGUGGCUGCUAUGAUGACAACGGCACCCAUUACAGCAUAGGAGAUAAGGUUCCAUCAAACAACUGUUCCAUUUGGGUCUCUAUGAACGGUUUUCACUCCUUUCCCUGUUUUUCCUUGGACCCAGCCGCUGUUGCCCUAUCCCAGCCUUGUUCAUACUGUGAAUUAAACUGUUAA